GAGGAGAGAGUAAAUACAACAGGAGCGCAAAAUGGCGGAGCCGCCGAACCCACUGCACGGCGCCGCCGCCGCCGUCCUCUCGGAGAGGGAAGCCUUGAGCAAGCUGCCGUCUUCCUCGCGGGAGCCGCCGGGUCCUCUGUCCUCCAAGAAGGUUCGGACGGAGGAGAAGAAAGCGUCACGGAGAGUGAACGGAGAAGGGAGCAGCGGCGGCGGGCACGGCACCAGGCAGAUGCAGCCGUCGGCGGCCCCUUCGCCUCACGGCUACGGCAGCCCGGCGGCUUCUUGGGGCUUCGCGGCCCUGCCGGCCGCGUCGUCUUCUCGGAGCGCUUUCUCGCUCCCCGCCGGCGCGGCUGUGUCCACGUCGGCCUCCGUUUCUUCGUCGCCCGCGGUGCCGCGCAAAGUGCUGGUGGCUCCUGCGCUGCUGCACGCUCAGCCGCCGCCGCACCACCUCCUGCUGCCCGCCGCCGCCGCCGCCGCCGCCGCCGCCGCCGCCGCCGCCCCGGGCCCCGCCAAGCCGCGCAGGCCCAAGGAGAAGCGCGACAAGGAGAAGCGGAGGCACGCCAUCGGUGUCGGCGGGGCGGCCCGGGAGGAGAACGGGGGGCUGAAGACGCCGCCGCCGCUGCGAGAUAAAAUCAAAGAAAAAAUUAAGGAGAGAAACAAGGAAAAAGAGAGAGAAAAAAAGAAGCAUAAAGUAAUGAGUGAAAUCAAGAAGGAGAAUGGAGAUGUAAAGAUUUUGCUAAAAAGUGGGAAGGAGAAACCAAAAACAAAUGUAGAAGACUUACAAAUCAAAAAAGUAAAGAAGAAAAAGAAAAAGAAACACAAAGAGAAUGAAAAACGGAAGCGUCCAAAAAUGUGUAGCAAAUGUAUUCAGACCAUCUGUUCAGGAUUGCUGUCUGAUGUUGAAGAUCAAGAAGCCAAAGGCAUCCUAAAUGAUGACAUAAAAGAGUACAUUGGAAAAGAUUUGGAUACCAAGAACUGUGACCUUACAGUUCCAGAGAACAAUGAGUUCCCAUUCGUCUCACUGAAGGAGCCACGAGUUCAGAAUACUGUUCAACGAUUAGACACUUCGGAGUUCAAGCAGCUCAUUCAUAUUGAGCACCAACCCAAUGGAGGCGCAUCAGUCAUCCAUGCCUAUAGUAACGAACUCUGCCGCCUGUCUCCUGUGGAGAUGGAGAGAUUUGCAGAAGAAUUUGUGGGUUUAGCGUUCAGUGAAAAUGAAAAUUCUGCAGCUUUCUUUGUAAUGGGUAUUGUUCAUGGGGCAGCUACUUAUUUACCUGACUUUUUAGACUACUUUUCAUUUAAUUUUCCCAAUUCACCAGUGAAAAUGGAAAUAUUGGGAAAGAAAGAUAUAGAGACAACGACUAUGUCCAGUUUUCAUGCUCAGGUAAAAAGAACAUAUUCUCAUGGUACGUACAGAGCUGGCCCAAUGCGACAGAUAAGCUUGGUGGGAGCAGUUGAUGAAGAAGUGGGCGAUUACUUCCCUGAGUUUCUCAACAUGUUGGAAGAGUCACCAUUUCUAAAAUGCACACUGCCAUGGGGAACACUAUCUAGUCUAAAAUUAGAGAGUCGAAAAGAUAGUGACGAUGGUCCCAUCAUGUGGGUACGUCCAGGAGAACAAAUGAUACCUGUGGCUGAUAUGCCAAAGUCACCCUUCAAAAGGAAAAGAACUACCAAUGAAAUAAAAAACCUUCAGUACCUACCUCGAACCAGUGAGCCUCGAGAGAUGCUCUUUGAAGACAGGACGAGAGCCCACGCAGAUCACAUAGGACAAGGCUUUGAACGACAGACCACGGCUGCUGUUGGAGUGCUGAAGGCUGUGCACUGUGGAGAGUGGGCUGAUCAGCCCCGAAUAACCAAAGAUGUCAUUUGUUUUCAUGCGGAAGAUUUCUUAGAAGUAGUUCAACGACUGCAGUUAGAUUUACAUGAGCCUCCACUGUCCCAGUGUGUCCAGUGGGUUGAUGAUGCAAAACUUAAUCAACUGAGAAGAGAAGGCAUUCGCUAUGCCAGGAUUCAGCUGUAUGAUAAUGACAUUUAUUUUAUCCCAAGGAACGUUGUUCAUCAGUUCAAGACAGUUUCAGCUGUGUGCAGUUUAGCCUGGCAUGUACGGCUUAAAUUAUAUCAUGCUGAGGAGGACACUUCUCACAGUACAGACACACAUGACACAGGAACAUUACCAGGUCCCACAUCGUCAGUUCUUGGACCUUACACUGGCAACGUGAAUUGUGCUGUAAGAAAAACCUCCUUGGACUCUGUUCUUUCAGACAAACUUCAUUCUAAAUGUGAAUUACAGCAGAUUAAACAUGAAUCUACUGCAUCUGUAAGAAUCAAGGAAGAACCUGGGAAUGUUACUAUUUCUGAAAAGACUAAAGCAUCGAAUAAUAUAGAUGGCAAGAAUGUUAAGGCAAAAUUGGAUCAUGUUCAGUUUACAGAUUUUACGACGGACACAGAUUCUAAAUUUGAAAAUAACAAGAAGGAAUUUAAGGAAGAUUUGUGUACUGGAAAUCUCAUAAAUCUAGUUGAUACAAGGCAACAUGGCUCCAUACACUCAAAUCAAGAUAAAAGUGAUGACAUUUUGUGCUAAAUUUGUAUAUAAGAUUUAAAUAGUUUUAAAAUAAUGAUUCAUGGAAUCUGAAAGCAAGCCCGGGACUUGCUCUCAAGUCUGUUACAAAACAUAGUUUAUGUAGCUUUGUAACAUUCCUCAGUGCCUGUCCAUAACUGUGAAGCACUUAGGGCCAGAUGCACUGUAAACAUUGCAGGUUAAAACAUAAAGGAGUCUUUAAAAUGUCAUUUGAGUUGGAGUUGUAGGUUUUAGAAUACAGCUGACAUUAACAUAUAGUAUAUAAAUACAUAUAUAUAUAUAUAUUUUGUAAUAUGAGCCAGAAUUCUUUUUUUGACAAUUUCAGGCUUUUCCAUAGAGCUUAUUUAUACCAAUUUUUUUUUUCAUUUUAAAUGUGUCAGCACUGUAGUGUAAAUAGCUUUUUAAAGAUCUUUUUAGUGUGAUUUAUACUGAAAUGUGAGCCACCUAAUAAAGGUUCAUAAUAAAUAUAUUUUCUUUUGAGUUUGGAAAGAUAAAGUGACAAUUCAGUUAAAUUGUUUGAUAUGCUUCUCUCUGCUGGUAUAUCCAUUUCAAAUGGUGAUAGAGUGCAAAUGUAUGUAUUCAAAUCUAGUAAUUAUUUAUAUUCCCCACACUGUGGAUCAUUUUCAAAAUCCAGGAUUCAGUUAUGAAAGUAUAUGUGUGUUUGUGCACAUGCGUGUAUGGAAAUGUACAUAUGUAUAUCAUUUUUCACAUUUUCUUAAAUUGAUAAAUUGGGCUCAACUUCCUGGACUACAUUUCAAAAUAUUUAUAUUCAACAAUAAGAACACAAUUUAAUUAGUGGAAUUUAAGAAAACUGGGAGAAACAAGGUAUGUUGAUGAUACCUAAUCCUUUUAAAGAAGUUAUGUGGCCAGAUUCUUUAGCCCUUACAUAAAUUUUCUUUAUUAUAUAAGGAAUAGAAAUAAGGAAUACAAAUAACCACUUGUACUAUGCUUAGUAGUACCUGAGUAAAAAUGUUUAGUUGUGAGCAAUUAAAAGUCCUCUUUUACAUUUUUCUUAGCGAAUGGAAGAAAAUUGUGACAAAGACAAAAUUGUGAAUAAUGGCAAUGACAAUGACUUAACAUGUAGAGGUAUAACUACCAAAGUGAUGUUACCUUGUCUUUCUCAGGAUGCCCUCCACACCCUCCUUCACAAGGCAAACAACUUGGUGUACUUCCUCUUUAGAUAGUCCAGAAAGUCUGCUGUGGUAGGAAAUGGGCUUGCCAGUGCCUCACUAAGGACGGGUAAAACAGUCUGCUUGCUGAUGGACUUCAUUAUCUCAAACGAAGUACUUCUGUCACUAAAAGUUAAACAAGUGCUUGAUGUGUGUCAAGGUGGAUGUAAGGAACUCUACUUUCUGCAGAUUUGUUUUGCUCUUUGUUUUAUUCUCAGCCCACCCUUAUUCUGACGACUUUCUGUUGGCUUUCCUUGUGCUGCUUUUUGGGACACUGCUGCUGUUUCUUUUUCACCUCAAUGAUGGUGCCCACCACACGUUUCAUACUUCUAAUAGGAAGAAGCUGUUUAGAAAAAUGCAUUUCACCAGAACAAAUAAUUCACUGCAGCAGUGAUGUUGGUUCUGCCCCCUAGCUUCAUAAGAAGACAAAUGCAAUAGGAGAUCAGUGUGUUCAGGGGAUAAGGAAGUUCAGGGGAUGAAGAAGCUGAAAAUCAUGACAGUGUAAAUAAGGGUUUUGUUUUAUGUGUAAUCAUCAUCGCCUCCAAAGUUAAUUCUGGUUAAAGCUAAAUUUAGUGAUUCACACCUACCUUUUUGGGAUAUAAAAGUUCUUAACAAACCAGUAUUGAAAAUAGGAAGGGAUAGGGUUGAAAUUUAGUCUUUAAGCUGUAGGUAAUCUAUUUAAGAAGGUAUUUUAUUUCCAGUUUUUUCAGUAGCAUAUACAUAGACGCAUUGAGGUCCGACUUUUAAGUAAAUGUCUUUAGGGUGUCUCUCCAAAAUAUGAGCCUUAAAAUUUUAAGUUAAAAGAAGACAUAGCUAGAGCAAUUAUAGUUGUUGCUUUUAGGUAUUGUUUCUUAUGUAACCUGUAGUGAAACUUAACCCAUAAUGCAAGAAUUUAAUUGCUUUGUAAGAUGCAUACAUCUCGGUGGAGGUGUGAAGUAUAUGUAAACCGGUAGGUUUAAGAGUUCGAGAUAAAGCCUUAUUACAGACUUGAGUCAUGCUUGCGUGCCUGACCUUACGGGUUACUUUAAAAUCCUCUUCAGAUGUAGUCUGAGAAUUUACCACCAUUGUUACACACACACACCUUUAUAUUUUAAUAUUGCAUUAUUAAUAGUUUCCUAGAUAGAACAUUCCACUUCUUUAUCUGAAUAUAAAUUUUUGUUUUUAUUUCCAGUAUCUUGAACCAGAACGAUAAAGCACUUAAUAUUUAUAGUUUUAAUAUGGCCAUAUGCUGUAGAGAAUAAAUGUUAUAUAAAUUAUUAAAUUGAUACACAGACCUUUACAUGAAAACUUAGGUACCUCAGUGGUGUUUGCUAUAGUGUUUUUUCUUCUUCAUUUUCCCUAUUUUUGUUUAUAUCCUCUUAACUAAGUAAUAUAUAUUCCAUACUCAGGUUAGCAAAAGAAUUAAACAUUUUUGAUAUUUAGUUUUGAAUUUAAAUUUACUAAGCCAUAUAUUCAUUACCUUCCUUGCCACAAGACUGUUGACCUUAAAGAUUAGGUUAAUCCAGCACAAUGUGUGUGUGUGUGUGUGUGUGUGUGUGUGUGUGUGUGUGUGUGUAUGUGUGUGUAUGUGUGCAUGCGUUUGUUUCCACAAACGGGUGAUGUUAUUGAGGGUAGGAAAGAUUUUCUUUCUUAGGUCAAGCCUUUAAGGUAUGUACUUAAUGUAACUGAGAGUAAAACAGUUUUUCCCAAAUAUUAUAAUAUGGCAGGUAAGAUUUUUUUGUAAAUAAUAAACUAGUACUGUUUUGAUAAA
Jaculus jaculus (lesser Egyptian jerboa) is the source of this 5497-nucleotide messenger RNA. RefSeq names its product round spermatid basic protein 1 like (gene Rsbn1l). The record is from RefSeq and is a predicted model, not a curated record. Gene Ontology annotation, cellular component: nucleus. NCBI's taxonomy places the organism in Eukaryota, Metazoa, Chordata, Mammalia, Rodentia, Dipodidae. Bases 32 to 2581 code for a protein of 849 amino acids. The transcript is spliced from 8 exons.